GACUGCCGUAGUUAGGACGCCUCUUGCGACAGUGUCGCAACGUGUGUGUUGGGUUGGAAAUUUGACCGGUUGUCCUCUGAGCUGACAGUUCAUCGCCCUUCAGCACAAAUUUCACCAUCUUUUGGUCGAAAUAGACAGUAGCAAAGUGUUAAACAAUGGCCGGGACAAUUGCACGGAAAGCUAUAGACCACCUGAAGAGCAAAGAAUUCAGGGAUUAUUUGAUGAGGUAUCAUUUCUGGGGUCCAGUUGCAAACUGGGGUCUCCCUAUAGCUGCCAUCGCAGAUAUGAAGAAGAGCCCUGAGAUCAUCAGUGGCAGGAUGACCUUUGCUCUGUGUUGCUACUCGCUGCUCUUCAUGCGUUUCGCCUACAAGGUGCAGCCACGCAACUGGCUGCUGUUUGCUUGCCAUGUGACCAACGAGUCAGCGCAGCUAAUUCAGGCAAGCCGCCUCAUCAAGUACAAGAUGGAGAAGAAGGCAUCUUAGUGUCAAAGCGAAGAAUACCCCCGAAGUGUCCCCUGUUACACCACAAUGAUCAAAGCAGCGACAUAACUCUGUGCACUUAUCAAAUCACGGACGUUGUGGCUGUUUUUGUUCUCCUCUUCCCUUUUAACCGAGGUGUUAACAUAAUUGAUCAUCCUCAUCAAAUUUGAGUCACAUUUCACCACACAAAAACAGAUUGUCCUUGAAUUAAAGGCUUGCUGCUUUGAUUCAUAUUAGUAUUUUCUGUGUUACUAGCCAUGAGUGAAUGUACUCUCAGCUGAUCCACUUUGAACGCUUCUUCACCAUUUUUCCAAUUGUAGGGUUUUUGGACAUCCUUUUUUUUUUUUUUUUUUUUUUUUUGCUCUUUCACAACGCCGUUUCACUGGAAACUAUGUUGGAAGUCUUUAGUGACUUGAGAGAGCAAACACAAGGUGAUGACCAUUAUCUAUGAAAUAAAACUGAUUGAUGUAAGUGGCGAGGCUUCCUGUAGGCUAUAAAUAGGCUACCAAAUACCAGAUUUUAGCCGUGUGUUUAUUUCUGCUGACCAAAUGUGGUGCAUGUAUCAUUCUAAAUAAUUUAUUCUCAUCUUUAUAAUCAUAUUUUCCCACACUAAUGAUCUGAUUCUGUGGGUUUGUAAAAAAAAAAAAAAAAUAAACUGGCUAAAACCAA
Messenger RNA from Dunckerocampus dactyliophorus (ringed pipefish), 1148 nucleotides. It is a transcript of the gene mpc1, whose product is annotated as mitochondrial pyruvate carrier 1. The transcript is spliced from 4 exons. NCBI's taxonomy places the organism in Eukaryota, Metazoa, Chordata, Actinopteri, Syngnathiformes, Syngnathidae. Gene Ontology annotation, cellular component: mitochondrial inner membrane. The coding region runs from base 156 to 482 and encodes 108 amino acids. Gene Ontology annotation, biological process: pyruvate import into mitochondria. The record is from RefSeq and is a predicted model, not a curated record.